Molecule: messenger RNA, 8278 nt
Organism: Coregonus sp. 'balchen'
Lineage: Eukaryota; Metazoa; Chordata; Actinopteri; Salmoniformes; Salmonidae
Source: the annotation of a GenBank genome assembly
AUGUGCUGCUGUGUUCUCCCAUCAGGUAUCUGGUAUGGUAUCCUGGAGGGGAUCGGCGUGCUGGCUGUCAUCACCAACGCCUUCGUAAUCGCCAUCACCUCCGACUACAUCCCCCGCUUCGUCUACGCGUUCAGAUACGGACCCUGUGUGGACAAGGGAUACCACCACGAGAAGUAGGUCCAUCUAUCCACUCAGAUUAUACCUUGUGGCGUCGGUUCAUUUAAAGAAUGCUCUGGCCAUUCUACAGGGACACUUUGUGUCACGGUAUUAGUUGGUUGUUGUGGCUCAGUUGGUAAGAGUCCAUCGUAUUUUUUUUAAAUAUUUAUUUUUAUUUAGCUUUUAUUUAUUCAGAUGAGCCCAAUUGAGAGCAGGGUCUCUUUCUCAACGGUGCCCUGAGAACAAACAAUUCACAAAUCAACAUGAUCAUUCAAUAAAUGUCACGAUCGUCGAAUGGAGUAGACCAAGGCGCAGCGUGAUGAACGAACAUACUUCUUUUAUUUAAUGAAUGCACGAACAACAAAACAACAAACGAUAACGUGACGUCCUAUGUUAAACACAACAAACACGGAACACACCGAAAGGAACAAGAUUCCACAAACACUAAGGGAAAACAGGACUGUUUUAAAUAUGGCUCCCAAUCAGAGACAACCAGCAACAGCUGACACUCGUUGCCUCUGAUUGGGAACCACUCCGGCCCAACAUAGAAAUACAAGAACCAGACUGUGAACAUAGAACAAAAACACAUAGAAACUACACACCCUGGCUCAACAUAUAGAGUCCCCAGAGCCAGGGGUGUGACAGUACCCCCCCCCCCACCAAAGGCGCGGACUGCCGACCGCGGCAUCCACAUAAACCAACAGGGGAGGGCUGGGUGGGCAUUCCUCCUCGGAGCGGUUCCGGCUGCCUGCUGGCUGGAGCUGGACCUGGAAAUCGUAGGAGCGGAUUGCAUUCAGCUCCGGGGUGGAGCAGGACCGUACCUGACCAGGCAGGUGACCCAGGCACGGGUUGUGCCGGACUGACGACGAACACCCCGGAUUGGGGCGUGAGCAGAAACGGCCGGACCGGGCUGACGAUGCGCACCCUGGCUUGGGUAGUGGAGCAGGCAACGGGCCGGACCGGGUGACGAUGGCGAACCCCUGGCGUGGUGCGUAAAGCAGGAACGGGCCGGAUCGGGAUGACGACGACACACCCCUGGCUGGUGCGGGGAGCAGGGAACGGGCCGGACAGGCUGACGACUCGCACCCCUGGCCUGUGCGUGGAGCAGGAAACGGGCCGGACCGGGCUGACGAUGCGCACCCCUGGCUUGUGCGUGGAGCAGCAACGGCCAGGACCGGGCUGACGAUGCCGCACCCUGGCUUGGUGCGUGGAGCAGGAAAGGGCCGGAACCGGGCUGACGAUGCGCACCCCUGGCUUGGUGAGUGGAGCAGCUACGGGCCGGACCGGGAUGACGAUGCGCCCCUGGCUUGGUGCGUGGAGCCGGAACGGGGCCGUUACCGGCUGACGACUUCGCCACCCUGGCUUGGGCGUGGAGCAGGAACGGGCCGGGACCCGGGUGACGGCGCACCCUGGACUUGGUGCGUGGAGCACAAGGGCCGGACCGGGAUACGAUGGCGCACCCCUGGCUUGGUGCGUGGAGCAGGAACGGGCCGGACCGGGCUGCGAGCGCACCCCGGCUUGGUGCGUGGAGCAGCGACGGCCGGACCGGGCUGACGAUGCGCACCCCUGGCUUGGUGCGUGAGCCGGAAGAGGCGUACCGGCUGACGGACUCCACCCUGGGCUGGUGAGUGGAGCAGGAACGGGCCGGACCGGGCUGACGACGCCACACCCAUUGCUUGGGCGUGGAGCAGGAACGGGCAGGACCGGGCUGACGACUCGCACCCCUGGCUUGGGCGUGGAGCAGGAAGGGGGGGGGGGGGGGGGGGGGGGGGGGGGGGGCCCGGACCGGGCUGACGACUCGCCACCGUAGGCCUUGGUUGCGAGUGGCCGGAACAGGCCGGGCCGGGUGGCGCCGCGCACCAUGAGCUGGUGCGGGGAGCGGAAACAGCCGGUGGGCUGAAACGGGCGCCGUACCGGGCUGACGACACGCACCCUGACUUGGUGGUGAGCAGGAACGGGCCGGGACAGGGCUGACGACGCACCCCCCUGCUUGGUGGGUGGAGCAGGACGUGCCGACAGGCUGACGACUGCACCCUGGCUGUGGUGACGGGAGAGGGCCCGGACCGGGCUGACGACUCGCACCGUAGGCUUGGUGCGAGUGGCAGGAACAGGCGGGUGGCGCCGCGCAAUAUUAGUUGGUGCGUGGAGGGGCCGGAACGGGCCGGACCGGGCUGACGACUCGCACCGUAGGCUUGGUGCGAGUGGCAGGAACAGGCCGGGCCGGGCUGGCGCCGCGCACCAUUAGCUUGGUGCGGGGAGCAGGAACAGGCCGGGCUGGGCUGGCGACGCGCACCGUUAGCUUGGUGCGUGGAGCAGAAACGGGCCGGACCGGGCUGACGACUCGCACCCCUGGCUUGGUGCAUGGAGCAGGAACGGGCCGGACCGGGCUGACGACUCGCACCGUAGGCUUGGUGCGAGUGGCAGGAACAGGCGGGCCGGGCUGGUGCCGCGCACCAUUAGCUUGGUGCGGGGAGCAGGAACAGGCCGGGCUGGGCUGGCGACGCGCACCGUUAGCUUGGUGCGUGGAGCAGAAACGGGCCGGACCGGGCUGACGAUGCGCACCCCUGGCUUGGUGCGUGGAGCAGCAACGGGCCGGACGGGCUGACGAUGCGCACCCCUGGCUUGGUGCGUGGAGCAGGAAACAGGCCGGACCGGGCUUGACGAUGCGCACCCCUGGGCUUGGUGCGUGGAGCAGCUACGGGCCGGACCGGGCUGACGACUCACACCCCUGGCUUGGUGCGUGGAGCCGGAACGGGCCGUACCGGGCUGACGACUCGCACCCCUGACUUGGUGCGUGGAGCAGGAACGGGCCGGACCGGGUGACGACGCACACCCCUGGCUUGGUGCGUGGAGCAGGAACGGGCCGGACCGGGCUGACGACUCGCACCCCUGGCUUGGUGCGUGGAGCAGGAACGGGCCGGACCGGGCUGACGACUCGCACCGUAGGCUUGGUGCGAGUGGCAGGAACAGGCCGGGCCGGGCUGGCGCCGCGCACCAUUAGCUUGGUGCGGGGAGCAGGAACAGGCCGGGCUGGGCUGGCGACGCGCACCGUUAGCUUGGUGCGGGGAGCAGGAAACAGGCCGUGCCGGGCUGGCGACGCGCACCGUAGGCUGGUGCGAGUGGCAGGAACAGGCCGGGCCGGGCUGGCGCCGCCACCAUUAGCUUGGUGGCGGGGAGCAGGAACAGGCCGGGCUGGGCUGGCGACGCGCACCGUUAGCUUGGUGCGGGGAGCAGGAACAGGCCGGCUGGGCUGGCGACGCGCACCGUAGGCUUGGUGCGGGGAGCAGGAAAAGGCCGGGCUGGGCUGGCGACGCGCACCGUAGGCUUGGUGCGAGGAGCAGGAACAGACCGAGCCGGGCUGGCGACGCGCACUGUAGGCUUGGUGCGAGGAGCAGGAACAGACCGGACCGUACUGGGGACACACACCACUGGCCCUACGCAGGGAUCUGGAACGGGCCGGACCGGACUGGUAACACACCCCAGUACCUCUCGCCGUGCCUCUACAUCUUCCUUCCCCUCUUUGACCAGUAGCCCCCAUAACCUGGCGGCCUCCUCUGCCAACCUCCCAAUUCGCCCUGUGGCAGUCUCCUGCUGCCCAGUCGCCCAUGCCGUGUGCCCCCCCUAAAAAAAUGUUGGGGUUGCCUCUCGUCCGUCCGACGACGACACUGUUGACGCCGUUGCUCCUCUCUCGCCAGGGCCUUAAUCUUAGCCCAUGGCCCUUUUCCCCCGAGCAUGUCCUCCCAGGACCACACUUUGCCCACCUGGGCCAUCGCCAACCUCUCCAGCUCCUUUCCCGGCGCUUCCUCCCAUGUCCAGGCUGCCUGCUCCUGGACACGCUGCUUGGUCCUGGUAUGGGGGAUCUUCUGUCACGAUCGUCGAAUGGAGUAGACCAAGGCGCAGCGUGAUGAACGAACAUACUUAUUUUAUUUAAUGAAUGCACGAACAACAAAACAACAAACGAUAACGUGACGUCCUAUGUUAAACACAACAAAGACGGAACACACCGAAAGGAACAAGAUCCCACAAACACUAAGGGAAAACAGACUGUUUAAAUAUGGCUCCCAAUCAGAGACAACCAGCAACAGCUGACACUCGUUGCCUCUGAUUGGGAACCACUCCGGCCAACAUAGAAAUACAAGAACCAGACUGUGAACAUAGAACAAAACACAUAGAAACUACACACCCUGGCUCAACAUAUAGAGUCCCCAGAGCCAGGGUGUGACAAUAAAACAUCAAAGAUAAUCUACAAGAUACAGCCGUUGCAGAUACGCUACAUUUCAACAACACAAAUACGUUAUUACAACCAACCAAAACACUCACAAACCUAAGUGAAUUCAUUCCGCAUCAGCGUUCGAAACUGCCCUCUUGGCACCAGGGCCUCAAGAUGUAAUGAGGAUAGCAAAUUAUUCAAACUAAAGGCUGAUUUACCGAGGUUGGUAGCAACACGAGGGACCUCAAGAGUUAACCAACCCUGUGAGUGGGUUUGAUGCCUCGUAUUUAUAUACUCUAACAGAGAAGUGAGAUAUGUUGGAAGCUUGUGCAGCAGAGCUUUGUAACAAAAGGGAGAAAUGAAGUGAUCCCAUGGGAAUUUAGAGCCGUCCAGCCGACCUUCUGAUAAAGGAUGCAGUGAUGAGUAUUAAACUUGUCACCUGUUCAUAGGAUAAAGCUUAGAACAUGAACAACUUCAUAGUUAAGAACACUAUAACAAUAUGGAAGAAAAUGAAACGUAUUCUACAAUAAACAAUAUCACUCCCUAAAAACACAACUUUAUGGAACAAUCCUUGGAUAGCUUUUCAGAAUUCACCGAUAAAUUGGUCCACGUGGAAAACUAAAGGAAUAGAAACCGUAAAAUGACUUGGUAACAGGAAAUACAUUUAUUUCCAUGACAGAAUGAAAAAGUGCAUAUCACGAAAUUUCGAUUUUGAAAUCUUUUUGGACAUCAAAGCAACCUUGAGGGAAUCUUAUUUGAGGUAAGAUACACAAAACCUAUCCAACCGACAAUUUCUUAGAAAAAAAAAUAGAAACUAUUGGAACCAAGACUUAAAAAGAACUGAUGUUGGCACAAAAUGGAGGGAAAGUUGGAGCAUACCUAACGAAAUGACAGUUAUUAGCUAAGAUGUAAUCCAGUAAAAAACCAACGUAUAGAAUGUAUUAUACAAGAGACAAAAUUCACAAAUUCUACAGCACAACGGCAGAGUCAUGUCUCAAGUGUAAAGCUAACAAUGACUCCAUUCCCAAUAAUCCAUGCCUUCUGGGAAUGCUAUGAAGUCCAAAAGUUAUGGGCGGAGCUAGAAAGUUGGCUGUCAGAAGUUUUACAAUGUAAAUGUACUUUUAAUCCGGUACAAUUUAAGGCCAAGUGGCAAACAAUAAUGCAGGCAGUGGGGAUGUGAGCAUGUGGCUCUGAGCAGAGGAGAUGUAGACAUUGUUUGUAAAUUUAAAAUCAAAUAUUAUUUUUAAAAAAUUAAAAAGAUAUAUAUAUAUAAACCUGUCACCUGUGAUAAAGCGAACUGCGCUAUGGUACACUGCAUCCAAGUGUUUUAGAAUAGUGGCUGUUGCAUUCUGGUAAAUGGUGUCACCAUAAUGCCUGUAUAAUCUGCUUCCUGCUGUUUAGGAGAGGCAUGAUCUAUUUCUAUAAAAGAAGCCUACUUUUAAAUCUCAGCUUCUUAACUAGCUCAUCCGUAUGUUUUUUUUUUUAAACGUAACAUUUUUGUCAAUUUAAAAGCCCAGAUAUUUAUAGGCGGGAACCUGCUCCAUGAGAGAACCAUCCAAUGCAUAAAUGUGUAAACCAUCUGAAAUAUUUCUAAGAGAAUUAGAAAACAACAUACAUUUAGUUUUUUCCGCAUUAAGUACCCAUUUUAAAUAAACAAGGGCUUUCUGCAAAGCAACAAAAUCAGAUUGCCGCUCUAAUUUAUCCUGGUCAGCAGUAGGGGCAAUCUGCAUACAGAUGAAUGUUACAGGUUUUUGCAGACAGACCAAUAUUAUUUAUACAGAAAAAAUAUAUAAACGCAACAUUUUCAAAUAUUUUACUGAGUUACAGUUCAUAUGAGGAAAUCAGUCAAUUGAAAUAAAUUCAUUAGGCCUCUAAUCUAUGGAUUUCACAUACUAGGAUACAGAUAUGCGUCUGUUGUAGGGUUGAACGAACCGGUUACCGAGAUUUACCUCCCAGGACCACUCCAUUUUCCUGGGAUAAAUAACUGUGAGAAACCAGUAAAUUAUAAUAAAUUAUUUAUAUGAACAGCAUGACGUGAAAUGGAACUGUUAAGUUAUAUGCAAAGUCUAAAUCUGGAUUCUCUAUGGCUUUCUCUCGGGUCACUGCAUGAUGAAUUAUCAAUGCUCAGGGUGGGGACCGACAGCCCAUCUCAUUAUGUAGACCUAUCAUGUCAUCAUGGUAACCUAUUUUAUUGUGAGAGGUAGGCCUACAUUUGCUGCAGCAUUAGUCUAUGCUACAGUUAUAUACAGUGGGGAAAAAAAGUAUUUAGUCAGCCACCAAUUGUGCAAGUUCUCCCACUUAAAAAGAUGAGAGAGGCCUGUAAUUUUCAUCAUAGGUGCACGUCAACUAUGACAGACAAAAUGAGAAAAAAAAAUCCAGAAAAUCACAUUGUAGGAUUUUUAUGAAUUUAUUUGCAAAUUAUGGUGGAAAAUAAGUAUUUGGUCAAUAACAAAAGUUUCUCAAUACUUUGUUACAGGUGGGGAAAAAAAGUAUUUAGUCAGCCCACCCAAUUGUGCAAGUUCUCCCACUUAAAAAGAUGAGAGAGGCCUGUAAUUUUCAUCAUAGGUACACGUCAACUAUGACAGACAAAUUGAGAAAAAUAAAUCCAGAAAAUCACAUUGUAGGAUUUUUUAUGAAUUUAUUUGCAAAUUAUGGUGGAAAAUAAGUAUUUGGUCACUACAAACAAGCAAGAUUUCUGGCUCUCACAGACCUGUAACUUCUUCUUUAAGAGGCUCCUCUGUCCUCCACUCGUUACCUGUAUUAAUGGCACUGUUUGAACUUGUUAUCAGUAUAAAAGACACCUGUCCACAACCUCAAACAGUCACACUCCAAACUUCACUAUGGCCAAGACCAAAGAGCUGUUUUCAACUCCCUCCAAAGAUUUUCUAUGGGGUUGAGAUCUGGAGACUGGCUAGGCCACUCCAGGACCUUGAAAUGCUUCUUACGAAGCUGUACAUUACCAACCCAUAAAGUCAAAUGCAACAUCCAUUUAUGGUCAGCUAUGUAAACUCCAACAUUGAUUUAUCCUGCAAUAGAGUUAAAUUGGUGAUAUUCAUUUGUGUCUUCUUCUAAUGCCUCUUAAGGGGAAAGUCAUCCAAAAGUAACUGAAAGUAAUCAGAUGAUGUUACUGAGUUUGGGUAAUCCAAAAGUUACAUUACUGAUUACAAUUUUGGACAGGUAGCUAGCAACCCUACAUCAAGGGCAGACCAUUCUACAGCCACACUAGUCUCUAGUUAGUUAUCGCACACAAGAUUUGGUUCCUUGGUUCAUGUGUUCCAGUUUGUGUUCCAGUUUCUGUUCCAGUUUGUGUUCCAGUUUGCCUUGGUUUCUGACCCCCCCAUCUCUCUCCAUGGCAGGGGUCUGCGAGGCUACAUGAACAGCAACCUGUCGGUGUCUUGGUUUCUGACCCCCCCCAUCUCUCUCCAUGGCAGGGGUCUGCGAGGCUACAUGAAUAGCAGCCUGUCGGUGUCUUGGUUUCUGACCCCCCCCAUCUCUCUCCGUGGCAGGUGUCUGCGAGGCUACAUGAACAGCAGCCUGUCGGUGUUUGACAUGGGCGUGCGCUGGAACGUGAGUGAGGAGCAGAGUAGAUACUGCAGGUACAGAGACUACAGAGCCUUCCCCUGGAGCCCCAGUACCGUACGACUUCACUCUGCAGUUUCGGCACGUCCUGGCUGCAAAGACUAGCCUUCAUCAUAGUCUUCGAGGUAGGUCAGCACGCCCACACUCUGUCUGUCUGUCUGUCUGUCUGUCUGGCACGUCCUGGCUGCAAGACUAGCCUUCAUCAUAGUCUUCGAGGUACGUCAGUACGCCCACGCUCUCUCUGUCUGUCUGUCUGUCUGUCUGUCUGUCUGUCUGUCUGUCUGUCUGUCUGUCUGUCUGUCUGGCACGUCCUGGGUGCAAGACUCACCUUAA